UGCCCAGGGCCGUGGGGGAGAGACCCUGUGGCCUCUGGCCGCAGGCUCCGCCCGGGGUCGGUUGAUGCGCGAGUUUGUGGGUCGGUGAGUCGGGGCGAUCAGCUUCGCCAUCGCCAUGGUGUCCCUGCUGUGGCUGCUGGCGCUGCUCCCGGCCGCGGCCCCGGUCCCGGUCCCCGCCGAGCCCUGGGCCGACAACGAACAGGCCUGGAACCUCUCGUUCCCGGAGCUGCUGGCGCCCGCCCGCUUCGCGCUGGACAUGUACAAUUACGGCCGCAGUGCGGGGUCGAAGGCCGCGCUGGGGGCCGUACGCGGGCGCGUCCGCCAGGUGGGCCUGGGCUCUCUGUUCUUUCUGCAAGCCACUAUGGAGGAGCCGCCUUGCAAUGAUCCCCAGGUGUGCCUGCUCCCUGAGUCCAAGAAAAUCAUGCUCUGCAGCUUUGAAGUCCUGGAAGAGCUAGGAAAACACAUGCUGUUGAAGAAAGACUGUGGCCCAGUGAAUGCCAAGAUUACAGGUGCUGGGAGAGCUCGAGGAGACUGGGAUCCCAAACCGUACUUGACUCAGAAUCCAGCCUUGAUUGAUUCUCUGUUCCAACCCUAUCCAGAGUAUGUAAAUGAGACUUUCCAAUCGUUCCUGCCAAUGAUGAACAAGGAUCCCCUGCCGCGGGACUUUUCUGUGAAGAUGGUUACACUCUUCAAGGACUUCAUGACUACCUAUAACCGCACUUACAGAUCGAGGAAAGAAGCCCAGUGGCGCUUGGCUAUAUUUGCCAGAAACAUGAUCCAAGCUCAGAAGAUUCAGGCCCUGGACCGUGGCACAGCUCAUUAUGGGAUCACCAAGUUCAGUGACCUCACAGAGAAGGAAUUCCAAACCAUCUACCUCAAUCCCCUCUUACAAAAGGAGACUGGCGGGAAGAUGAGUCUAGCCAACCCCAUAAAACAUCUCGCUCCACCUGAAUGGGACUGGAGGAAGAAAGGGGCUGUCACUGAAGUGAAGGACCAGGGCAUGUGUGGCUCCUGCUGGGCCUUCUCUGUCACAGGCAACGUGGAGGGCCAGUGGUUCCUGAACCGGGGGACUCUGCUCUCCCUGUCAGAGCAGGAGCUCUUGGACUGUGACAAGAUGGACAAGGCCUGCUUGGGUGGAUUGCCCUCCACUGCCUACACAGCCAUAAAGAAUUUGGGAGGGCUGGAGACAGAGGAUGACUACCGCUACCAGGGCCACGUUCAGGCCUGCAACUUCUCAGCAGGGAGGGCAAAAGUCUACAUCAACGAUUCAGUGGAGCUGAGCCAGAAUGAGAAUAAGAUAGCAGCCUGGCUGGCCCAGAACGGACCGAUCUCAGUUGCCAUCAAUGCCUUCGGCAUGCAGUUCUAUCGCCACGGGAUCGCUCACCCAUUCCGGCCCCUCUGCAGCCCUUGGCUCAUCGACCAUGCUGUGUUGCUGGUGGGCUAUGGCAACCGCUCCAACAUUCCUUUUUGGGCCAUCAAGAACAGCUGGGGCAGUGACUGGGGUGAAGAGGGUUACUACUACUUGCAUCGUGGGUCCGGGGCCUGUGGUGUAAACACCAUGGCCAGCUCUGCGGUGGUGAACUGAGGGACUUGCUGGCACGAAACCUGAUGCUGACCACAGCAGCCCCUUCCUUAGCCUGACUAAUGCCUGGCUCUGCCUCAGGAGGCACAGCUGGCUGAGGGACAGGCACUUUGUACCUCAGGGUGAGCAGUGGGCCCUGGGCCCCUUCUUCCCUUCCUGUCUCCCUCUCACGCCCACCUGAAGCUCCCCAGGUAUAUCUGCUGAACUGUGAUAGCAAGGAGGAGCAGGCGGCUCAUAGAAGCCAGCACCGGGGCAAGAACCCUGGGCUCGGGUAAGAUGCAGGAUGAAAAUACUAUCAUCACAAACCUAGAUCUGUCCUCAGCAGGCUCUGGCUUCCUGUCUUGGUUUUCCUCAGUCUGACACAGUAAACUUUCCAGUCCCCUUCCACAUCCAGGGAAUUUAUAACCAGCCUUCUCUAAGAGCAAUAAAGAGGUUCCCUGCUC
Psammomys obesus (fat sand rat) is the source of this 2025-nucleotide messenger RNA. It is a transcript of the gene Ctsf, whose product is annotated as cathepsin F. Gene Ontology annotation, molecular function: cysteine-type endopeptidase activity; cysteine-type endopeptidase inhibitor activity. Gene Ontology annotation, cellular component: lysosome. The record is from RefSeq and is a predicted model, not a curated record. NCBI's taxonomy places the organism in Eukaryota, Metazoa, Chordata, Mammalia, Rodentia, Muridae.